AUGGAUGAGGCCAAGGUGGAAGAGUGUUGCCUUGAGAAUAAGCAACAAACAGCUGCUUCAAGCUCUUCUGUCUCUGAGGGAAGUGGCAGUGCCGUUAACAAGUCUCCUGGAGUAUCAAGUCCAGCCACAGCAUCACCAACACAUAGGAGAACCACUGGCCCGAUAAGACGAGCUAAAGGUGGCUGGACCCCUGAAGAGGAUGAGACAUUAAGAAAGGCUGUUGCUAAGUACAAGGGGAAGAGUUGGAAGAAAAUAGCUGAAUAUUUUCCUGAUAGAUCAGAAGUCCAAUGUCUCCAUAGGUGGCAAAAGGUUCUGAACCCUGACCUUGUUAAAGGACCCUGGACUCCAGAGGAGGAUGAUAAAAUUAUUAAGUUGGUGGCAAAAUACGGACCAACAAAAUGGUCUGUCAUAGCGAAAUCUUUACCUGGCCGCAUAGGAAAGCAGUGCCGGGAGAGGUGGCACAAUCAUCUCAAUCCUAAUAUUAAAAAAGAGGCCUGGACACUAGAAGAGGAAAUGGCGCUCAUAAAUGCCCACCGGAUGUAUGGCAACAAAUGGGCUGAAAUAGCUAAGGUUCUACCUGGAAGGACUGACAACUCAAUUAAAAAUCACUGGAACAGCUCCUUGAAGAAAAAGUUGGAAUUUUAUAUGGUUACUGGGAAACUACCUUUGGUUCCGAAAAUCCAGAAUGGUGCAGCACAUGGUCCAACCAGAAUGAGUAAAGAAUCUGAUUCAACUGCCCAAACCUCAUCAGGGACUACUGACAUUUGCAGGCUAGAGGAGGAUGGCAAGGAUCAGUUGGACUCACCGAGUGCUCAGCUGCAGAAUUCGGUUGCUGAUUCUGAUGUUGGUGUGGAACAUCAUCAAUUACAGUCGCCCUUAGAUGUUAGUUGCUGCAAGCUUGAGUUAAGACAAAAUUUUGAGGCUUGUGGGUUGAAUGGCAACAUGAAUAAAGGUAGGACUGCUGGGUCUCCCCCUGUUGCUGCAACACCCCCGCCCUAUGGUUCUCUAUGGUACGAGCCACCACAAAUGGAAACUUGUAGUAUUUCUCUGGACUGCAAUCCCAGUCCAAUAAUAUCUUCUCCAGCUGGGUUCUUCACCCCACAAUGUGUGAUUAGUAGUAGUGGUGGCCUGGUAAGUUCACAGAGCCCAGAAACAAGGUUGAGAAUUGCUGCCCUGAGUUACCCCAACACACCGUCCAUAUUCAGGAAGAGGAAGACACUAGCUCGAGUUCCUGAACUUCCCAGAGUGGAGGGGACAUCAACAGGGAGUAUAAAACCCAACCAGAGCCCGUCUCAGGAGGGAAGUUUGCAUAGUAGUAGUAGUAGUCCUAGUUUGGUGGUAGAUGAUAAUGGCAGUGUUAGUAGUAAAACAUGGCCAAAUGGAAAGCAAUUCAAUGCAUCUCCUCCAUAUCGACUGAGAUCCAAGAGGCUGCCUGUCUUGAAAUCUGUUGAAAGGCAGCUGGAGUUCGGUUUCAAUGAGGAUGAUCAACAUGAAAAUGGUGCUAACAGUGGUAAAGCUGUUAAGUACACUGCUGGGGCAAGUUCUGCUGCUCCGGAGAUGGCUGUGACAUAG
Molecule: messenger RNA, 1572 nt
Organism: Linum trigynum
Lineage: Eukaryota; Viridiplantae; Streptophyta; Magnoliopsida; Malpighiales; Linaceae
Source: the annotation of a GenBank genome assembly